AUGGACAUGUCCAUUGAUUACGAUCAACGCAGUUUAUUCGAGGACGCACUCAAAAAAGCUGAAGCUACCUACGCCAAAAACCCUCUCGAUGCCGAGAACUUGACUAGAUGGGGAGGAGUGCUGCUGGAGUUAUCUCAGUAUCAGGAGGGUCCAAAAUGCAAAGAUAUGGUUAAACUCGCUAUUGAUAAGCUGGAGGAGGCAGUUACGGUCAACCCUAAAAACGCUAAUGCUCUAUGGUGCCUUGGAAAUGCAUACACAUCGAAUGCAUUCCUGAUCCAAGAUUUUGAUGAGGCUAAGGACUACUUUGAUAAGGCAACCCAAUACCUUGAGCAAGCAUCCGAACUGGAGCCACAAAAUGACCUUUAUAGGAGAUCUGUGCAAAUGUCUUCCAAGGCUCCUGAGUUACAUGUGGAGAUCCACAAGCAUGGUUUGGGUCAGCAGGCUUUGGGUCCAGAACCUUCAUUAUCUACUGGAACUAAGCCGCAGAGCUCAAAGAAGAGCAGAAACAGUGAUCUCAAAUAUGACAUUUUUGGAUGGGUAAUCUUAGCUGUUGGCAUCUUUGCAUGGGUAGGAUUUGCAAAGUCGAACGUUCCUCCACCUCCUCCUAGAUAA
This is a messenger RNA of Striga hermonthica, 612 nucleotides long. The record is from the annotation of a GenBank genome assembly. NCBI's taxonomy places the organism in Eukaryota, Viridiplantae, Streptophyta, Magnoliopsida, Lamiales, Orobanchaceae.